GACCACAUUCUAUAAACUGUCACAAUCACAACCAUUCAUCGGCCUGAUUUUUUCUACAAUAGCUGUAAUAUUACAAUCAGAUCUGAACGCAUAAUAGCUGUCAGAAGACUAGGGGCGGACAUUUCGGCAAUCUUCGGAUUACUUGCCGAAGUAGUUCGAUUGUUCUUACCGUAUGCACUGCGCUUUCAGAGAUUUCAUAUAUGUCUCGCUAUUAAAACACAGCCUUUCAAUUUGAAUGACGCGUAAGGUGACGAACAUGAAAAGAAUGUUUUGUUCACGGCAUGAGUCGACGUUUCUUUCCUUAAAUGCGCUACAAUGCAACAUCCGGCAGGAACGUCUGUGGAUAUAAUUCUAGGAAUUGAAGACGCAUUUUUUCCAGCUGGAUUCCGUGUGUUUCUGGAAGAAGACAGGGGAGUAAAUUAAUAGGCAAAUAUCAUCGGUCAGGCACAUAAACUGAAGGGGAAGGGCCAUUUUAUUUGGCCAAGCCAGGAAUGGUGGAUCACUUGCAUGUGGGAGAGGAGACCUUCCUGCCUUUUGAAGGCUCCCCCGUGACAUAUAGCCUGUCAGACAUGGUGACUGACACUGCGAGCUACCAGGUGCUGUCCCCGCCAUUCUCUGAGGACGAUCUGAGUGACUCGUCCAGCCCGCGCUCCUGUUCCAGCCCGGACUCCCAGGUUCUCAGCUCCAGCUAUGGCAGCAGCUCUAGCGUCGAAAGCCAGGACAGCAUCUUGGAUUUCCUGCUCUCUCAGACCUCGCUGGGGAGCGUGUCCACCAGCCUCCCCUCCAGCUUCUCUUGGGAGUCACGCAGGGACUUGUGCUCCCAGUCCAUGAAAGAGGAGCACUUCGACUUCCCUAUCUUCUCAGCUGACCUCAAGGACCACGCUGAGCCGUUCCAGCCCACCCUAGAGGAGAUCGAGGAGUUCCUAGAGGAGAACAUGGAGGUGGUUACCAUGAAACAGGAACCGGGUGAGGGAGAAGAGCUGGAACUGAGUGGUAAGCUCUCCAUGCUGCCAGAGACCGGACCUCAGCAGUCAGGCCAAGCUGUGCCUGCUGCCAGCUCUGCUGUAAGUCCUAGCCUUGAACCCAAAAGCACGUGGCCCACAACAAACUCUAGUGCCGGUGCUUGCGACACCGUGAUGAAGGAGCCUCCCAGCAAAUCAGCUUCUGUUGACGAAGGGGGGUUGCCAGUUGUCCUGCAGAUCCAGCCGGUUCAGAUCAAACAAGAGCAGGGUCCCUCCACGGGCUCCGUGCUCCCAGCCCAGCCACCCUCUCCAGACAUCAAGAUCGCCCAGCUGCUGGUCAACAUACAGGGCCAGACUUUCGCCCUGGUGCCCCAGCUGGUGCCCUCCACCAGCCUCAGCGUGUCGUCCAAGUUCGUGCGCAUCGCGCCCGUGCCCAUUGCCGCCAAGCCCAUGGGCGUGGGGGAAGGAGGCGCUGCAGGCCAAGUGGCGGGACUCUUCUCCGCGGGCCAAAAGUUCCAGAAAAACCCAGUCGCGGACCUGAUUAAAAUGCACAAAUGUUCAUUCCCUGGCUGCACCAAGAUGUACACCAAGAGCAGCCACCUGAAAGCCCACCUGCGGAGACACACGGGGGAGAAGCCCUUCGCCUGCACCUGGCCGGGUUGUGGAUGGAGGUUCUCCCGUUCGGACGAGCUGUCCCGACACCGCCGAUCCCACUCUGGAGUGAAGCCCUACCAGUGUCCCGUCUGUGAGAAGAAGUUUGCUCGAAGCGACCACUUGUCCAAACACAUCAAAGUCCACCGCUUUCCUAGAAGUAGUCGGACAGUUCGCACCAUCAACUGACCCAUUGUGGAUCUCUGGAGGACCGAAACCAAUGGGAUAGAGAGCCUUGUGUGUGUGUCUGUGUGUGUUUGCGUGUGUGUAUUUCUGUUAUAACUUAUUUUGUUAUGGGAAAACAAGCAAGAAAAAUGCAUUUGCGUUUGGUUCGGUUCCUGAAAGUAACGGUUGUCUUCUGUCUCGUUCGUUUCCUGUUAAUGUUUUAAAAUAUCAGAGUAUUUUAUUUUUCGAAAUAGGUUUUUGUAUCACGUUUUUUCAGUACACGUGAUUUUUAUCGUGUUGCGUACAACCGCUUGUUGACAUUCCUCACUUCAUAUGUCGUUUAUAGCCGAAGAGGGUGGGAUUUUUUUGAAUACCAAACCAUUUUAGCUUCUUUCUGUCUGUCUGUUUUGUUGUCCAUCAUUCAUCGUUACGUGGAAAUUAUGAUGGGGGGGGGGAGCGCGGGGAUUCAUGGUGCAGAGGCAGCCUAAUAAGUUAUGAUAGACAUCAGGGUGAUGUCGCAAUAAGCUAACGAGGAUGUGAGGAGUUCUCAUCGCAGGAAGAAAGCGAAACACGGCGCACUGAUACUCAUGAAGGUGGCCAGACACACUUACUGAAGCACAGCACACACUCUUAAGACUUAGUAUGUUUCUAUCUAAACCGCUAGGCCUUCUGAUCAGUAUUGAAUGAUUCAUCGUUUUUUAUUUUUUUGAGUGUGUGUGACAAACUCUCUUUGACUUUCGUGUCAGUGGCUUUUGAGCUGAAAUUUGAGAAAAACAAAAGUGAUAUAAGAUUAGCUUUAAUGUACUACAUUAUUCUUAUUUGGGGGUCAAUAACUCAGUGGUCUUGAUGAUUUUUCUAUAGUAAAUAUAUGUUAAAGUGGAAAAACACUAAAAUGAUAUGUAUACUCUGUGACCAGGAACACAUAUGCCAUAAGAUAUAUAGACAUGACUGUUAUUAUUAUUAUUAUUAUUAUUAUUAUUAUUAUUAUUAGGGGCCUUUAAACCAACGUUGGCUCCGGGUGAGCAUUGAGAUGGCAUUCCUCAUGAUAUCUCUGUCUCUGUAUGUGCGUGUGUAUGAACAGUUAUACAUAUAGAUGUAUAUACAAUUUGUUUUGUUUUCUCUGAGUAUUUCAUGAAAUUGAAAAAUAAGCAAAUACUUAAGGUUACUGUCUUAUUGGCCAGCUCUGCUGACACAUGAUCUGCCUCAGUAAAAGCUCUUUACUGGAAUGCCCAUAUAUAUUUUUUUUCCGUUCGUUUAUUUGUUUAUUUUGUUCAUUUCUUUGUAACAUAAGUGGCUAUGUUAUCGUCUGCUGCAGAUGUGAAACUGGAAAGUGUGUGGUGCUGCCCCCCCCCCCCCCCCAACUCUUCCGCCUCCUGGCGUAAUGUAACCAGGACAAUAGCUGAGGAAAGAACGCUGAGCCCUUGUAUUGUUGAGUGGCAUGCCACUGCAAACAGGACACUUCUUCCAGCACUGCACUCUUGACCGGGAACACAGCUGGAUGCAGAGAACACAGUACUGCUCCCAUCCUGUAAAACAUCUCGGAAGAAGUGAGAGGGAGGCGAUGCCACCGCAGUGCAUUCCUGCAAUUUCAGCUGGACACUGUAAAUCUUGUGUAAAAACUGGUGUUUAUCACACUCUAUGAAUGUAUGUAAAUAGAUCAAACUGUACAUAGGUGCAUCUAUAUGAGACAAAACUAUUGUAAUAACAUCUUAAUUCCAUGAUUGUGAAAAUAUAUAAAUAUAUCUAUAUUUUUUUGCUUUACAUACAAUACAUUUCCAAAUAAAAGGGAAAAUACA
Messenger RNA from Brienomyrus brachyistius, 3574 nucleotides. Its product is annotated as Krueppel-like factor 15. The record is from RefSeq and is a predicted model, not a curated record. NCBI's taxonomy places the organism in Eukaryota, Metazoa, Chordata, Actinopteri, Osteoglossiformes, Mormyridae. The transcript is spliced from 3 exons. The coding region runs from base 492 to 1802 and encodes 436 amino acids. Gene Ontology annotation, molecular function: DNA-binding transcription factor activity, RNA polymerase II-specific; RNA polymerase II cis-regulatory region sequence-specific DNA binding. Gene Ontology annotation, biological process: regulation of transcription by RNA polymerase II.